GCUGCGCGCACUGCUGUUCUUUCUUCGUUAACUGCGCUUUUUUGUUUUUUUUUCUGCGAUUCGGACAGUGUGAGAGAACAGUCCGAUGAUAGAAAAAAAGUAUUUAAGAGGUAGUUUCGAGUUGUGUUCAGCUCGUAAAAAUGAUGAUCUGAAUAUGAGAUAGUAAGGUGGUCUUUAGAACAUUGUUGUCGUAAGUAAGGCUUGCACAUACCGACUUUGCAGUUGUUUACAGUCAUCGAGAGAGAAGAACACCGGCUUUCAUCAAUUUUGAAUUGGUAAAAAAUUAUGGCUACCAGUGGACACGUUUCAAAAGUACGCGAUGCAUGCAUUGAACGUUUGCUGGCUCAUGAAAGUGCCGCCGUAGAAGCAGCCAAAGAAAAGUUAAAAGAGCUUAAAGAAAUUGAAAGCAACUACUUGCAACUUAAAGAACGAUUGACGACACUUCCAACAAGGCUGAGCCAUUCUGUGACAGUCCCGCUUAACUCAGUUGGAUUCUUUCAAGGUCAACUAAUUCACACAAAUGAAAUCAGCGUAUUGCUUUCUUCUGAAAUUCUCGUUCAGGUAACUGCUUCGAAGGCACUUGAGAUAUUAAAUCGGCGUGUUGGAGAAAUCCGUUCCCGACAACAGAAAACUAAAGAAGAGAUCAAGCAUUUCAAGCAUUGGAAGGAGUACACUGUUAAAGCAACGGGCACUCCAGCAGCUGGAAGUGAAAGCGACGAUGGCAUGGACAUCAAUGAGGAAUAUAAUGAAGAGCGUGAGGCCGAAUGGAGAAAAAAGCACUUGGAAAUGGUGCGUAGAGAACGUGCGCGCGAACGCACAGAGCUCAAGAAAGUCUCGAACGACGUUGACGAGGAGGCACUUUGGCAGAGGCUUGAAGAACUUGAACUGGAGGAACAGAUGGAACGGUACGAAGAGAUGAGAAAGAAACAAGCAUUUCAACAAGGCAGAGACCAUGAUGAAUCAGAAGUUCAAGUGCAGCUUCGAUUACCAGAGAAAGACGAUAUGAACGACAUUGUAGUCAAUAAGCCUUCAUCCAGCUUCAACACCGUUAUUCCUAAUUCAUCAAGCUGUCCUAAAAGCAUCUUGAAACAAUGCUCAUCUGAAAUCAACCUAAAAAAUGUGCAUUUUAAAGGCGAAUCAGAGACACAAAAACGUUCCUAUCAGUCCUGUGCGAUUGAUAGCGAUGAUGACGAAGAGCCUGAAAAAAAUAAUGCCGAUCAGGAGACGCCCUUUACCGGUCUAAUCGUUGAACGCAGUAGUUAUAGCGGCAAGCCUGUUGGGGAACACAUUUUUCCUCAAAGCAAGAGAAUUUCACGCUUUAAAGCUUCACGAAUGUAAAAUAUGUUAUUGUAAAUUAGGCAAACUGAAAAAUCCGUGGCGUUCAAUGCUGUAGCUAAGUAAUAAGUAUAUAUUGUUUUAGUUUCUAAUAAUUAAGUUACUGUUUGCGUAAAAGUAUCUUAGUCAUUCACGCCAGACAAGUGAACAAACGAAAGGUGGUAAAAAUGCUUAACCCAAAAUAUGUGCGAAAUGUGC
Varroa destructor (honeybee mite) is the source of this 1533-nucleotide messenger RNA. Its product is annotated as unconventional prefoldin RPB5 interactor-like. The record is from RefSeq and is a predicted model, not a curated record. Lineage: Eukaryota; Metazoa; Arthropoda; Arachnida; Mesostigmata; Varroidae. Gene Ontology annotation, biological process: negative regulation of transcription by RNA polymerase II; negative regulation of phosphatase activity. Gene Ontology annotation, molecular function: chromatin binding; phosphatase inhibitor activity; transcription corepressor activity.